AUAUUUGUGGUAAAGACUUGACAAUAUUCAAGUGUCUUCCAUACCUAUUUGUGAAGUGCCUCUAGGAUUACAGCUAUGGUCUUGGCAUGGGUUCCGGGAGAGGAUAUAAAGCUGGUCCUGCAAGUUAUUAAAUUACGUCGAGAAGUGAGGGAGGCUGUAGCAUUUGCUACACCCUCGGCAGACCCUUGGGACAGUCUGCCAUGUUUGGACUUGGACGCAGGGGUUGCUUUGUGUUCAAUCAAAGAAGUCUUUCAGUAUCAUUGGGAGUUUGUUCACACCCUGGACAUCAUGGUGUAUUUAGCUGAUGAAGAGAUGGUAGUUCACGCAAUGAAGCACCUGGAGACCGGCGAAGCUCCUCCAAAGAAACUGCUUUUGCGCAUGACGGCUCCCAUUGAUGAAAACCUGAAGAGGUAUAAACUUGUAUACGUGGAGUACGGGUAUGAAGAUACCCCCUGCACAUUGGAGUACAGUUUCAGACGAGUCAGCUCCUCUACUAUUGGGAAAUAUGUUGCGGUUUAGUUUCUGUCCAAGAAAAAUGGCUGGGAUUCUGCGCUUG
This is a messenger RNA of Frankliniella occidentalis (western flower thrips), 556 nucleotides long. RefSeq lists its product as uncharacterized. The record is from RefSeq and is a predicted model, not a curated record. Lineage: Eukaryota; Metazoa; Arthropoda; Insecta; Thysanoptera; Thripidae. Bases 76 to 519 code for a protein of 147 amino acids. The transcript has 2 exons.